AUGGAGCGCGAAAGGCAACGCGAGAAAGAGGAGAGGCAGAAGGCGGGGCUGGAUGCUGCCGAUAUUGAUACCGAUUACGAUGAGGAUUACAUGGGCGUGGAUUCGAUUAUUGAGAAAUUGGAUGAACAAAAGCUGAAAGAGGAGAGCUCGGAGCUGGACCGGUACGAGGAGGCUACUGACUGGGAUUCGGAUGAUGAUGAGAGGUUUUCGGCCGAUAAGAUGAAUAAGCAAGCUGAUCAGUUUGAAAAGAAGUUCAAGAGGCAUGAGGAGCUCCUUGAAAAGUUCACGAAAGCUGAAAAGAUGAGCAAUCUAUCGACGGCUGAUCAUUCAUCGGUGGUCAUCGACGUCAGAUCAUUCAUCGGUGGUCUCCAUAUGCGUGUUUUCACCCAUAGUGAUCAUUUAAAUGACAGGGUAUAUGCACUGGAGUUGUGA
This is a messenger RNA of Fraxinus pennsylvanica, 432 nucleotides long. The record is from the annotation of a GenBank genome assembly. NCBI's taxonomy places the organism in Eukaryota, Viridiplantae, Streptophyta, Magnoliopsida, Lamiales, Oleaceae.